AUGGCGACGUUGGAGUGGUUUGGUUUUUUAAAAUACCUCAUAUUAUUUUUAACAUUACCGCAAUUAAAUGUUGAAGGAAAGCAAAAUUUGGUAAAUUUAAAUGAAGAUAAUUGGCGUGAUAUGUUAGAAGGAGAAUGGAUGGUUGAAUUUUAUGCUCCUUGGUGCCCAGCGUGCAAAAGUCUUCAACGUGUAUGGAAUGAUUUUUCAAAUGCCAAUACCAUGUUAAAAAUCAAAGUUGGUCAAGUUGAUGUCACUACAUCACCAGGUUUAAGCGGUAGAUUUAUGGUCACCGCUUUGCCUACAAUAUAUCAUGUUAUAAAGGGUGAAUUUAGACAAUAUAAAGGCAGCAGAGACAAAGAAGCUUUAAUAUCUUUUAUUAAAGACAAAAAAUGGACGAGUAUUGAACCAAUACCAAGUUGGCAAUCACCUUCGUCAUUCCUUAGAUCUGUCUUAUCGUGGUUUUUUAAGCUCUCUACAGUUUUAAGAUCUUUCCACAAUUAUUUGUUAGAAGAAUAUGGUUUGCCCGCUUGGAGCUGUUAUUUGAUAUUUGCCGUUUUAACCAUUAUAAUUGGUACCUUUUUGGGACUGAUAUUAGUAUGCAUUAUUGAUUGCAUAAAUCCUCCAAAAUCUUUGGCAGCUAAAUCGAAAAUUUCUGGGAAAGAAGAAAUCGAAGAGUUGGAUGAAGUUGAUGAUAUUAUUGAUGACAAUGUAGAAUUAUUAAAAAAAAAUGAUGGUGAAGGAGAAAAUAGAAAUGAACAGGAAGAUGAUCAAAAUGAUGAUCAAAAUGACAAUGAAAUUGAUGAAAAGCAAGAAGAAAAUUCAGAUCAAAGUAAAAACGUUAGAAAGAGAAAACCGAGAAAGGCAAUGUGA
This is a messenger RNA of Pediculus humanus corporis (human body louse), 870 nucleotides long. RefSeq names its product thioredoxin domain-containing protein 1 precursor, putative. The transcript has 5 exons. Lineage: Eukaryota; Metazoa; Arthropoda; Insecta; Psocodea; Pediculidae. The record is from RefSeq and is a predicted model, not a curated record. The coding region runs from base 1 to 870 and encodes 289 amino acids.